AUGUAUCUCCUCAAUGUCAGCGCAGUGGCGCUUGCUCUUUUCACCAGUGGAUCCCUUGCUGCUCCCACUGAGGCUAGUUGGGCAACGACCGCCACCAUUCAACUUGCCAACGAUCAAUCUGGCGCUAACGCAAAUGUCGCCGUCCCCGUCGAUGGAGUGAAGCGUCCCGUCCAAGAGCUUUGGGGGCAUACCGCAGUCGCACGCAACGGCCUUGUCUUUGCAUCAAGCGCUCAAUUGACUGCAUUCCAGCAGACUACCGUCUGCACAAUUACCGAGGAGCCACGUCUGAGCGCAACCCUCGAUGCGGAAAAGACUUGGGUGUCACUCGGGGGACACGUCGUCGACCUAUGUUCCGCUUACGUUGUGUGUGAAUGUAAGGGCAUGUAA
Penicillium macrosclerotiorum is the source of this 387-nucleotide messenger RNA. RefSeq lists its product as uncharacterized. Lineage: Eukaryota; Fungi; Ascomycota; Eurotiomycetes; Eurotiales; Aspergillaceae. The record is from RefSeq and is a predicted model, not a curated record. The transcript has a single exon. The coding region runs from base 1 to 387 and encodes 128 amino acids.